Molecule: messenger RNA, 3257 nt
Organism: Nothobranchius furzeri (turquoise killifish)
Lineage: Eukaryota; Metazoa; Chordata; Actinopteri; Cyprinodontiformes; Nothobranchiidae
Gene: ube2z
Product: ubiquitin-conjugating enzyme E2Z
Source: RefSeq, a predicted model, not a curated record
UUACUUUGAAGUCCUGACCGGAUGUUACGUCGUUACCGUAACAACAAACUUGACAUGAGGAAAAAACCCUUGAAGUUGUGGUGGGUGCUGCGGCUCUGCUAAACACGGAACUCUCUGGAGGCCCGGGAGGAAUAAAUACAGUUUAGCAAAUAAUACGUAGCCAUCAUCCGCGGGAAGCCCUGCCAUGCCUCCUACCUGCCUGCCUGUUCUCUGAUCACAAUGAGAAAUGAAACACUCGGAGGUCACUUCAGACUCUAUUACCAAUGAGGCUAACACCUAGCGUUGCAAGGUAGGCAGCAGCGGAUUUACACUAGCUUGCUAGCUCGUGAGCCAUGGCGGAUAGCUUUGGAGAGGAGUGUGGCAGUGGUGCCUUUGGUUUAGGCGUCACCGAACAAGGCAGUGGAACCUUUCCUCUGCCGACUUUGGCCAACUCUCUUCCCGAGGGACACUCAGCAGCAAGCGGUGUAAACGCCAGCGCCAACUCGGCCUCUCCUCCACCCGCCACCACCGCACAGAGUGGCCUAACUGCUUUGGCUCCUGUCGCGUCUGCUGUCGGCUUUGGAAACACCUUUAUUACGGGGUCAUCACCACCUUUUAUGGCAGUGUCUCCGAUUGUGCACGCGUCCUCCUCUCUGCCCACCGUGGGGCUAGGGGUGGCAGGAGGGGGCCUCUUGUCCCAGAUCCACGCCACUUCCUGGGAUCCGACCCUCAGCACAGACUGGGACAACGAAAAGGCUUCCCAGCAGUGCAUCUUGAGGAUAAAGAGGGACAUAAUGUCAAUCUACAAGGAACCUCCACCUGGGAUGUUUGUUGUUCCUGAUCCUCAAGACAUGACCAAGAUCCAUGCCCUGAUCACUGGACCAUUUGACACACCAUAUGAGGGUGGCUUCUUUCUCUUCCUUUUCCGCUGUCCCCCUGACUACCCCAUCCACCCACCCAGGGUGAAGCUUAUCACCACCGGACACAACACUGUCCGCUUCAACCCCAAUUUCUACCGCAAUGGGAAGGUCUGCCUCAGCAUCCUGGGAACGUGGACAGGCCCUGCAUGGAGUCCAGCCCAGAGUAUCUCCUCUGUCCUCAUAUCCAUUCAGUCUCUGAUGACCGAGAACCCCUACCACAACGAGCCAGGCUUCGAACAGGAGCGUCACCCAGGGGACAGUAAGAACUACAACGAAUGCAUCCGACAUGAAACCAUGAGGGUGGCCGUGUGUGACAUGCUGGAGGGUAAAGUUCCGUGUCCUGAUGCUCUUGGGAGUGUGAUGGAGAAAUCCUUCCUGGAGUAUUAUGAUUUCUACGAGGGGGUCUGCAAAGAGAGGCUCCAUCUGCAGGGUCAGAACAUGCAGGAUCCGUUUGGGGAGAAGCGUGGUCGCUUUGACUACCAGAGCCUGCUGGUUCGCCUUCGUGCCACCCACCACAGGAUACGGGAGAAAAGCCUAGCAGAGGAUGACCGCAACAACAACGAGUCGGACUCGGACAGCAGCUCCUCGGGAACAGACCCCGAUAGCCAAGGCGGCUCUCAGCCCUGACUCACGGGAUCAGAGAACUCUGAUUGUUGUUUGAUUUGACUUUUUAUUGCUAAAGCAGAACAUCACAGAAAACGUCAACAUGCCGUAUUCAUGGCUGUGAGUCCAAAUAAGUCCAGGUGUCUCUCAGAGUGGAAAGAUCUGUCACUGAAACCUAUCACCUACUAAUUCAUUGUUGGUAGUUCCAAUCAAGUUCUUUGAUCUCUCCAAGCUAAACCCGAUGUUGCUGAUAUGUUACGCAGAUCUUCUAAAUGACCGCCCCGACGAUGACCCAGCCUUCCUGUCUUCUUUAUGUCUCGUCUCAAAUCUUUGAAUAGAAAGUAGGCUAGUCACAGUUGAGUGCAGAAUUCUGCUUUGACCCACUAGACUGAACUGGCAUUUUCUAAUUUCACUGGGGAGACAUAAAGAUGUUGGAGAGGAGAGGUAAAGGGAAAGGACUUAGAAAAUCAGUUAUGGUCCUGAGAAGAAACCUGUCUGUUGUAAAGGACGUGCUUCAUCUUCUCUGUGGGGUAAAUGAAUGUCCAUGCCCUCUGCUCCAGUCACUGGGAUGUUAAAUAUCAGAGUUUCACCAUCACUCAACUGCUUUUCCUGGUGAGCAGGGCAGCUGAUUCAGAUUUAUCCUCUUAUGUCAAGUUGGUUCUUUUCCCAUCAUCACUCCCUAACCCUCCAAGCCCGGUUCUGCCCGACCUUUUGUACAGAUGAUCUGGAGAGGGAAAACGUGUGUAAUGUACUGAUAAACCACCCUGUAGAUGUGCUCAGUGCUAAAUGAACAGCUGAUCCUCUCACCUGUCAGCAUCAUUGCUUGUUAAUCAGCGCUACCCUCCUUUUCUUAAGGAGGAAAAUGUACCAGUUUAAAGGUUUCAGAGUUGUAAUCACGCACACACACACACACACACACCUGGGAUGCUGCAGUCUGAUUUCUUACCUUCCUCAUCUGAUGCAUCAAUAAAAAUGUCCCAUCUGUAGGUCGAGUUCUUGUUUGUGCGCCGUGGUCUGAUUCCACUGCAGCAGUCUUCUGUGGAAUGUGGUGUUAACGGAGUUGUGGCUUUACCCUGAGAGGACCACUCCUAGUAAACUAUUAUCGUUAGUGUCAACAAAAGGGUACGAAGCAAUAAAACUGAAAUUUUAAACCUGGCAUUUAAUUACAGUUUCUUUAUAAAAUCUAUUUAAAUGAAGAUGUAUUCUACACAGCUUUGUUAAAAGCAUAGAAAUGGGCAGAAGGUUUAACAUUUGCUGCACCUCUAGAAUAUGAACGAUAACCCAACUGCUAGUGUUUCACUUCUAACAGAACAGAAGUUUUCCUCGUGUCUGAGACCAGCUCCAAACCGAUCAGUGAGCUCGUCUUAGAACAGCUCCUGGUGAAAAGUUCAACUCCACACAUUUGGAAGGUGUAUAGAGGAGCAACCAUAUGAAAGCACUUCCAUACAUGAGAACUUGUCUGUCCAGAUGGUCCUACUGAUCAGACUGAUGGGGGGGAAAUAAAAAUCCUGAGCUCCAUCAGCAUCAGUCACUGGCAUACGACUUUUCCUGUUUCCUUAUGAAAAACGGCUCCUAGAAGGACUUUUAUUGCCAAAUGUUGAUAAUUGUAUACUUUGAAAUGGCUGUGGGUUAAAGGCUGGUUCUUGUGGCUCUGUGAGGCCCGUUUUACAGAAACAUGAGAACGUGUGGCUCUUAAACAUAUUUGUGUUUCAUUCUGGUGAAGGUCAGAAUAAAGUUAAGCCCUGAUGAACAGAA